AUGACCAAAAAGAGUUGGAGAGAAACAGGGAGCGUGAAGAUCCGACAAACUCGCCGCUCCAAGUACGGAGAGAAGGAGGUUCCAACACAGCAUCGAGCCUUGAGCCUGGCUAUCCAGCUCCCGGUAUUCGGUACCACCGCUUGGCGCCUUGACCACCGCCGUUUCGUUCCUCGGCAUCCGACCAUUCGUACCAACCGACCGUUACUACCCACAACCACCGCCGAUGCUCGUUGCCUUUCACUGAAGGCGCUCGGGUUCGGAUCCGCAGCCACUACUGUUCCACCACUGCGCCCCGACCGAUCCAACGCUCGACGACAACCGGUCAUAGCCUUACCACCGUGCUUCCUCGGCUGCGGUGACGAACAAAAGACGGCGACGGCGUCCUUGACGUCUAGCGACAUCGGGAGUCUUUUCCCGGCGAGACCGGAGCGCGUGGCGGAAGGGAAUCUGGAUACCGACGCAGGAGAGACGUCGUACGGCAAGGGGUGA
This is a messenger RNA of Neurospora crassa OR74A, 489 nucleotides long. RefSeq lists its product as hypothetical. The transcript has 2 exons. The record is from RefSeq and is a predicted model, not a curated record. NCBI's taxonomy places the organism in Eukaryota, Fungi, Ascomycota, Sordariomycetes, Sordariales, Sordariaceae. The coding region runs from base 1 to 489 and encodes 162 amino acids.